Cladocopium goreaui is the source of this 222-nucleotide messenger RNA. Lineage: Eukaryota; Dinophyceae; Suessiales; Symbiodiniaceae. The record is from the annotation of a GenBank genome assembly.
AUGGGCACCACCGGGUCCUGCGAUUCGGGCGGCUGCAAGCAAUGCUGCGAAAAGAAAUGCCAGGGCCCGUCGGAGAUGCAAGAGUAUCAGCCGCAAAACAAGAAGCAGAUGCUGAAAGAAUCCGUCGAGAUGCACCCGCCUGCCGCGGUGAAGCGCUCGGAGGGCGAGAACGCCUUGGAGGAUGCCGGUGUGGCCCAGAGGGGUGUGAUGCUCUUGGUUUAA